AAGGAAAAGAUUCAAUAGAAUCAAUGAGAAUCUUGUCACUAGCCCUUAUGGUAGGUCCGACUCAUCUGGAUUCUGCCUUGAAUCUUCAAAGCGCGUUCCAAAUCGCAGGUGUUGAUCAUCGUGGAAACUUCACUGGUACUCAAAGCAAAGCAUGACACCACCUCUGAAUAAAAAAACUGAGCAUAUCUAGCAAAGAAAAAAAACAAACCUCUUAAUCAAACGGUAUAUUGAAUAAAACAGAAGGAGAAGAACCAAUCCAAAACAGAGAAAGAUAGGAUUGAUAAGCAAAUCGAUUUAGCUGAAACUACUACACAUCAAAAUUUCUUAUACGAACUGAACAUUGCCAUAUAGAUCGAACACAAAAAUCAAAUCUCAUCCCCUAUGAAAAAUUGUAAUCAGUGAAUAGGAGAUUGAGAGAGUUAUUCUCUCACUAAGAAAAAAAGAGAGCUAUUUGUAAUAUUAUUUUCAUAUAUUGCUUAUUAGUCUCUCUACUGAUUUUAUAUCUUCCUAAUAUUAUUAAUCUUCUUCGAGAUAAUAUCAGUAGAGACAAAGAAGCAAUAUAUGAAAAUAAUACUAUAAAAAAGAGAAGAUUAAAAAUGUUACAAAAGAUUCGGUUUGGUACUGUGAGAAGAGAGAGAAUCGGUUUCCCUCCGGCGUACGGCCGGUGCGUGUGCGUCCGUGCCGUCGCCGGAGUUCUUCGUUCUUUUGGUUUUCUGUUCUCCUUUUCGUUGUCUUUCUAGAUCUUCCUUCGCUUGCCUUGUCGGAGCUCUGUGGUGUCUCAACUUUGGAGUGAAGACGCAACGUUUUGGAGGAUCUCGGAGGUGACGGGGAGUUUUUUGCGCGUUCUGGUCGUUUUCCUCCGGGCGAUGGAGGCUUCCUUAGCUCCAUCGACGUCGAUUCUUCGUGGGGGGUGGAGGCUUUCUUUAGCUUCACCGACGUCACUCUUGGUUCCGGGAAGGGGAGGCUCCUUUAGAUCUCUUCGCCGGCUUUUGGAUUACGGUGAGAGGAGGCUCACACAGCUCCUUGAUGCCGCCUUGGAACCCUUGGUUUUGGGUGAGGUAACUAGUUUCGAGUUUGUUAGCGGUGGUCUUGGGUUACGAUGAUGUGAGUGCUGUUUACGGUUCGACUGUCCUGCGUGUCCGGUGGUCCAAAGUCGGAGGCGCUCUCGGUAAUCCGAUGAACCCUCUGGCGUGAAGACAGUUCGACGUUGAUACACGGUUUUUGGAUGUGCGGAGGCUCUGCAAGUUAGGAGCUCCGGUUUCAAAUGGUGGCGGGGUUGAUCUUCGGCGAUGGCAUCGUUCAAGUCGAGAUAGGUUCCACGUGGUGUGCGGAAGGCUAAGAUGAAGACACGUGGUUAAACCUAUUUCCUUGCGGCGCGUUUUUAGGGCGAACUGCCCGUGUCGAGUAGUGUGGGCCGUUUGGGCCGUUAUGUAUUUUUUUGGGCUUCGGCUCUUUGUGUGUUUGCUUUCUGUGGCCCGUUGUUUCUUUGGGAUUUUGGUUUGUACUCGUUUUGUUUGGGCUUCGGCCUGGGCUUUGCCCUAAUAAAUAACAAUUUGAGAAAAAAAAAAUGUUACAAAAGAUUAAUAAUAUUAGGAAGAGACGAAAUCAGUAAAGAUAAAAAAAAUCAAUUAAUAAUUAUUUUAAAAAAGGGCAAAGAAGAUUAAAAAGUCAGAAGAUUAACAAUACUAGAAAGAAAUGAAACCAGUAGAGAUAAAGAAGCAAUAAAUCGAAAUGAUAUCAAAGAGAGAAAUAAAAAAAAAAGUCAAGAAGAAAAUCAAAAGUUUCUGUAUAAAAUAAAGAUUAUUAGGCUAAAAAUAUAUAACCCAUACCAUAAUAGAUUGUGUGGUCUCUAAUAACAAGAUAUGGUUUUGUUUAAUUUGUCAAAAAAAAGAUAUGGUUUUGUUUAAGAUAAUAGAAGUAUAAAUAUAAUGUUAACAUAUGGACAGCAGAAAGGAUAUACUACUCACAAAGCUUUUCCACCACAAAAAUCAAAAUUCAGAUUUCAACAAAGUUCUGAGAUUUGGGUUUGUUAUUGUUAAAGAUAUAUUACAGUGAUGAAUUUAGGGAGUAAUAACAACAAUGAACGCAAACAAUUCGCUUUUGACCUCAACGUCAAACCUGUUGAGGAUGACAAUUCCGAUUUUCCCGAAAACUCAGAUUUGUGUACGAUUUGUCUCGAGCCGUUGGUCAACACACGGGACGAUCGUCGAACAUUUGUUACGCUAAGAUGUGGCCAUAAGUUUCAUCUCGAUUGUAUUGGUUCAGCCUUUAACGCAAAGGGCUUUAUGCAAUGCCCAAACUGUAUGCAAAUAGAACCAGGUCAAUGGCGAUAUGCAACCAACCCUCCAAUCCCAACUAUUAGUGAGGGUGACUGGCUUAGCGAAGAAGAAGAUGAUGAUGCAAACAGUGAUAGGGCUACACAAUCUUCUCUUGCUGCUUCUCUCGGUCCAUAUUUCAAUAGCCAGAGGAUCACCGCCAUAGGGGAAGUCCAACAGAGGGCUCCACCAUCUCGUCAAUUGACUUUCUCGAGGGUUUUAGAUCCUGGGGUGAUGGCAGGGAGACACUAUCUUUCACAUCCAUCUUUCCACCACAAUCCCUCAGUACGCAAUGCCCCACUGUUUCCGCCUUAUCCAAACACCGGCACACUGCAAGUUAACGGGAUUCCAGCAGCUAUGUUUUCGUCUGGUAGGGAACAAGUGGCUGGAGGGAUCUCACAUUCUUGGACUAGUUUUAUGUAUGAGACGCAGAUUGGUUUUCCGAGCAGUAGCCGUGGAGGCGGAACAAGUGUUAAUGACGGUGACGGCAUUGGAGUAAGCAGCAGUAAUGGUGGAAGAGGUGGAGGUGGAAAUGGCGACUGUAAUGGAAUAAGUGGUGGUAACAACUUAAGCGGCAGCAGACCUUCUUAAGCAAUUCUGUUUAGUUCAUUACAUUCUCAUGAAUCUUUGAUAAAAGAAAGUGAACUUGGUCUUUUCUUAAUGAUUUCAGAAAACUUGAGACUAUUUUCAGUUUAUUAUAUUUCGGUUUUUUUUUGUCAACAAAGUUUUUUUAUAGAUAGCCAACAUUGAAUAAAAUUUCAAUACAUAUGAUAACCAAGCUAAACGAGCUAGGAAACCGCUGCUACAAAAGCCGCGGGAAAUACAAAUAUAACCGAUAGAAGCAAACAUUAUACAUAGACAAUAAGAGACGUGGAGAAGUCUUCUAAACUCAAAGCUAAUAUUGGUGAAAGUGAAAUGAUGCCGUAGAAAUUAGAGAGUAUAGAAGCUCUCGUCCAAGAUGUUGAGAGAUAUUUUCUCAACCUCCACAUGUGACAUUUCUGAUUCCCUUUUACUUGGAUUUUGCAAAUUCAUGUGGUACAUCACAUAUCAGUUUUGCAGCCUGUCAAAUCUAAAUAAGAUAACCAGUCAGCUCAGUUUGGUUUGUCCUUUUGAAGUUAAAACCACAAUCUAUUGUUCCUUGUAUAUAUCUCAGAACCCUCUUUGAUUCCUACAGGAUGUCUUCCUUGGUUGUAAUAAUCUCCUAGAUAUGUAGGAAGCAGUAAUACCAAGAUCCGGUCUAGCUGCUGCCAGAUAUAAAAGUCAUCCUACUAUACUACAAUAUAGCUUGGGAUUUGUAAGUUCUGCACCUUCCUCAUAAUCUUUUCCAUAAGAUGUAAGAGGUGUAUUAAUGCUCUUGCAAUUCUUGAUUCAAAAUUUGUUCAACAACUGCUGAGCAUACUUCUUUUUACUUAUAAAUACUUUUUCUGGUGUGCAAAUGAUUUCAAAACCAAGAAAUUACAUUAGUUUUUCCAAGUAAGUCAUCUCAAAAGCCUUUUAAAUGUAUGCAUGAGUUGUUCAAUCAUGCUUUCGUUUCUUUCGGUUAUAAUAAGAUCAUCGACAUAUGUAUAGACUAAUUACCAUGAUUUCUCCUCCGUGUUCUUGAAUUCGUUGCUACAUCACAAUCACAUAUCCAGUAUCCUUCUGAUAUGAAUAAUGCAUUGAUUUUUCUAUACCAAGCUUAUUGUUCUUGCUUUAAUUCAUUUUAAGCCUUUUUCAAUUUAAAGCAUGUUUUUGACCCCUCUAGCUCAUAGCCUACUGGUUGUUCUACUUCUACAUAUAACGUACGUAAUUUCUUUAUUCAAAAUGUGGAAUUAACAUCCACUUGAUGCAUAUUCCAUGUGUUUUGUGCAAUAAGGACUAUCAAUGUUCUGAUCAUAUAAUGCUUGGGAUAUUCAGGAAAGACCUUCAAUUCCAAGUUACUUAUUCUGCAAUAUUCAUAUCUCCCGUAUAUAGCAAGUGUUGUAAUUACCUAGACCUAGAACGCUCCUCUGUAAUUACCUAGACCUAGAAGGCUCUUCUGGAACAAAGGUUUCUACAUAUCACAUUCCAUAUGUCUGAUUAACACACUGAACCACUCAUAUUACUUUUAGUUUCUGAAUAAGCCCAAUCUCAUCAGUUUUCACGAUGUAGAUCCACUUGACUGUGAGCAUUUUCUUGUCUGCAGGUGUUUCUGUGAUUUCUCAGAUAUUGUUCUUGUUGAUCACAAUAAUCUCAGCAUCCAUCACUUUCCUCCAAUCUCAUGUUUCACAGCUUCAUCAGUGAUUCCAGGUUCCUCGCAUGUAAAGUAACAUGCUUCGUGAGCUUAUCUUCCUCAUUACCUUGUUUUUCCUCUUCUUGAUAUAUAUUAUUUGACAUUCUCAUUUUAUACACCUUGCUUGAUGAACAACUACUUCCUGAUCCAUAUCCACUUAGUUGAAAUGGUAUAGGAAUCUUCUAUUCCUUGUAUAUACUCUAGUUGUUGGCCAUAGAAUAUCUUCUUGAGUUUCAGUACCUUUAUUUUGAGAUGUUAUGCUACUGUUUGUUGAAAUUUCAAGCUGCUCCUUUCUUUCUUCACUUGUUUUCCGAUUCCAACCUGUCGUCAAGGACACUUUUUUUUUGUGCAACCGUCAAGGACACAUAUACUUCUAUCUUAAGGGGUUGAAGACUUUUUCUUAAAUUAUGUCAAUUUAACCAAUUUUAGUAAAUCAGAUGAAUCUUGUUGUUGGAUCGGGUUCUGACCUUGGUUAUUUCUUCUCUGGACUCACAAGAGGCUCUUCUUGAUGGGCCAAGUGGUUUCAUGAGAAAAGUUCUCCUGGUUGUUAAGUUACACUCAUUCUACUGAACUUCUAUCACUGGUAGCUCCUAUAUACAGUGCUGAAGAGUUUUAGGGGCCUAAGGCAAGUUUUAAAAAUAAAUUUAUUUACAAUCGUAAUGAAAAUAAUUUUUUAAUAUGAUAUAUUAUUUUCACCAAAUACACAAGUCUAAUACUGUAAAAAAAUAAGUUUAUAACGUAAAAUAUGUUAUAUUAUGUCAUAUAGAAAAAAAUACAUGAAUUCAAAAAGUGAGUUAAUUAAUUUUCGUAGAAAUGUUUUUUUUAAUAAGUCUAAACCACUAUACUAAAAAUUAUUUUAAAUUUUGGGGCCCUAAAAACAGUCAUAUUAAUCGGGGGCCUGAGACGAAUGCCUUUUUUAAUACACUGUAGGCACGCCUCUGCCUAUAUAUCCAGUGUUGCAGUUUGGUGGGGAUCUUGUAGAGCCAUAAUUCUAAUGUCCGUAUCAACAUAUCAUUCUCCUCGACUCCUUACUAUCGGAGAGGGUUCCAGGAGACAUUUCUAGAGGAAAGAGAUGAUGUCAUUCUGGGAAAUAGUAGAGUUGAUAACCGCUUGUAUUUGCUGGAAAUAAGCCGCAAAAGAAAGGUUCUUCAGUGUCCAUGAAUUGAACAUAGCCAAGAUCUUAUCGAGUAGUUGCUGAAUAUCUGUUUUUAUCUUCUUCUUCUUUUUUUUUGAAUUAUAUAGAGUUGUCCUGGCCCCACCGAAGUGAGUCUAGACUAGCCAUGUUAUCGUCUCAUGUGUCGGUCUUUCGUCCCUGACGAUACCGAAAUUUUAAUUUUCUAGUGACCGAAACUCGAAUCUAGAUGGCUUCACCGUAUUCGGCUUCGCUCUCAAGCUAAUCACCACUGGACCACAAGCCUCGGUUAUCUGUUUUUAUCUUGAACAUCAAGUGACAUCACUUGAACAUAGCCAAGAUCUUAUCGAGACCUAAUCAGUAUGUCAAGUCUUUUAUCUUUUUUGGAACUACUUGAUGGAAAUCUGUUUCGUAGCAAACUGGGGUACAAAUCUGACUUGUAUCAAAUUUACAUCACUUAAUAAUGAAUUUUGAUUAUUAUUACAAAAAUAACUCACCUUUAUCAUACAUGCACCACCCAAAUCGUGUUUUGGUGAACUUGAUUCUGUUAUUUCUUAAUAAUUUGCAAGAGAUUCUCUUGAAAUCCAACUCUAAAGUUUACUAAAUCUUGACUCGUACGGCCCGCACAAUCGUGCGGAUGAUUAUUUUCAUUUUUAUACAUAUAAAUAUUUGAUUUACAUUAUUAGUGGUAUAUAAUUUUAAUGUUUAUCAUAUUACUAAUAGUUUAAUAUAAUAUUUUCAAACACAACAAGUUUAUAGUUUACAUGCAGUAAUUUAAUUCAUUGUUUCAAAUUAUUAGUGAUAUAUCUCUUAGUAAAACAUGAACAUUAACUAAAACCUUAUAUUAUGUGAUAUUUACGAAAUUUUUUGUUCAAUUUAACAUAACUUAGAUAUUAAUUUCCCUUGGGUUAAGAAAAUAUUAAUUUCCUGAUGAUUAUACUUGUAUUUUAGAUUUAGGUCAUACAUAUAUGUUAAUUGAAUUAUUUGUAUGAAUUAAAUCUUUGACUGAAUAACCUAUAUUAAGUCUAAUUUAUUAAGCGUUCGCUUCAUUUAAAUUAUUAAAUUGGAAAUUGUAAUGCAUUGUGUUUGUUUUUGUCCUUUUAAACUUGAUUUUUUUCUUUAUUAUCUAUAUUUAGGUUUCUUACGUUGUCAAUUGGUGAUUUAGACUUUUAUCCCCAAAACUCUUGGAUUAUUUACAAGAAUAUUUCAGUGUUAAACUUUUAUUUGCAAUUCUUCAUCUAUCAUACAUCAUGUUAUAUAAUUAACACUUAAAACUACAAUUACAUUUGAUAAUAACUACAUUGAAAACAAAAGUAUUCACAUGAAAUAUAUUUUUCAAUCGUUCAUCUGUUAAUUAUGUUAGUGACAUAAAUUGAUACAAUACCGAUUGCACAUUCAAAACUGCACAAGAUAAAAAAAAAACAAAAACAAUUACAUUAAUGAAUAAUAUAUGAAUAUGGACUAUAUAAAAAUAAGCUUGAUUAUAUUUUUGUAAACAAACAGCCAUAUACUUCUAUUAUUGAAAAAUAAAACUAAACUGACAACUAUAUUUAAUAACAGAAGCUGAAUGCACUUUCAAAAUACAUUUGUAGACCGAUCAUUCAUAUUGAUAGCAUAUUUUCAAUAGUUUGGUACAAAAUUCUAAAUUAACAAAUCCUAACUGUUUGAUAUGAAAGAUUUAAUUGGAAUAUAUUAUGUUACAUUAAUAUCAUAAAUUUAAUACAAAAUUGUACAUGAGUGUAAUAUAAUUACAAAUUAAUUAAUUAGCUACUUCAAAGGUUUAUUUUAGUAAAAAUGAAACAGACAUUCAUAUUUUAAUAAUUACGAAAUUAAUUAAAUAUUUAAAAGGUUUGUAUAAGUAAAAAAUGAAAUAUACAUUUAUAUUUUAAAUAAAAACGAAAGUUAUUAAAUAUUUUAAAAUGUUUGUUUUAAUGAAAAAUAAAAUAUACAUUUAUAUUAUAAA
Molecule: messenger RNA, 7661 nt
Organism: Brassica napus (rape)
Lineage: Eukaryota; Viridiplantae; Streptophyta; Magnoliopsida; Brassicales; Brassicaceae
Exons: 3
Coding region: 2055-2906 (283 amino acids)
Molecular function (GO): ubiquitin-protein transferase activity
Source: RefSeq, a predicted model, not a curated record